AUCACUGCGUUACUUUUUUCAGUGCAGGAACGGGGCGGGGCUGUGACGCCACUCCUCCCCUUGUUGAAAAGCUGCGCUAUUUGUGGUGGGACUUCAGUCUAAAGCUCCACUCUCUGGCCUCUGUUUCCGAGACUGUCCGAGAAGGCGAGAUGAGAGCGCUGCCCGUCCGUUUACUCAUCCUCUUCCUCAGCUUCGGCGUGCUGGCCCACUGCGCGCCCCCGACCUGCUACUCGCGCGUGCUGGGAUUGAGUAAGGAGAUCAUGGAGACGCUGGACAAAGUGCACAAAUCCUCGCGCACGACAGAGUGCGCGCAGUUUCUGCCGAAGAUGUUUCUCGACGUGCACAAUUCCUGCAUCAUGGCCAAGCUGAGAGACUUCCUGUAUGUGGCUGAAAAUCUGCCGUUGGAAUAUUGUUGGGAGCGUCCACGCAUGAUCUACCUGAAGCGCAGAGUCCGCGCCCUCUAUGCGAUCAUACACCGCGUGUGCUACCGGGACCUGGUGUAUAUAACACAUGACUGUGAAGCUCUGGAUACAGGCUACAGCAGCCCACGCUACACUGAGGACAGACUGCAGUUACUCGUGGAGACCAGCUGAGACAUGCACAUACAUGCACGCAUGCAUGCCUAAACGGAUCACAGUAAUGCUUUCUUUUACAGUCACUUAAAUUGUCACUUAGGCUGUGAGUUUUAGGCAGCAAGUGAAUUAUUUUGGGUAAUAUGGUAGUGAGUUCCAAGAUGGUUCAACUAAAUUGCACUGAAGUGUCCGAUACAAACUGAAUGCGAUACAAACUCCAAAGUGCUGUGUAAUUCUUUUGGGUAAAAUGAUGGUAAAUAUCAAGUCAAUAUAAAUAAAUUACACUGAAAUGACUAACAGGUUUCAGUUAUUAAGCUGAUAAAGGACACAGCAAAAUGUCUCAAGAUUAUUUGGAGUAACAAAGUGGUAAACAUAAACAUUCUCAUCGUCAUUUUCCAUAACGUCACAUGUUUAAGCAGGAAAGCAAAUUGGAAACACCUUAGAGUACCAAGUAGUUAUGUGGCAUAAAGUGAAGGCAUGAAGUAUAAGGAUAGUUUUUUAUGUAAAUGGUAAGAAGUCAGUAAUAGAUUCAGUCCAGAUUCAGUUUUGUUUGUGCAGUUGUAGGCAAAAAUUUUGGCACCCCAGUCAAGUUACAUUUUCCAAGGGAAAGUAAAUCCAUGGGUCCUCAUCACAUUUGAAUGCACCUUCUGUUUAUUUGCUUAAUUUAACAUAUUGAAAAAAUAAAAUUAUGGCCUGUGCAAUAGUUAUGGCAUUUUAUUUCAUGUUCUCUAUUUUCCAAUAUGCUAAAAUCAGCGAAUAAAUAGAAAUUGGGGAUUACAGUUUGCGGGAAAAUGUCUUAUUGGACUUUCUUCCCUGUGAAGGAUGUGUUAAUGAAUUUGCACAUAGAAAAUCAACAAAACAUGUCAUUUGGCCAGGGUUCAAACUUUUGCAUAUUACUGUAGGUCAUA
Messenger RNA from Colossoma macropomum (tambaqui), 1480 nucleotides. It is a transcript of the gene cytl1, whose product is annotated as cytokine-like protein 1. Gene Ontology annotation, biological process: positive regulation of transcription by RNA polymerase II. The coding region runs from base 150 to 593 and encodes 147 amino acids. The transcript has 4 exons. Lineage: Eukaryota; Metazoa; Chordata; Actinopteri; Characiformes; Serrasalmidae. The record is from RefSeq and is a predicted model, not a curated record.